AGGGGGGUGGGCGGCCACAGCCCCGGAGCCGCCACAGCCCCGGAGCCCCGAAAGCCGCGGAGCCGCCGCGGAGCCGCCACAGCCCCGCCAGCCCGGCGGGCUCAGCAAAGGGAGGCGAUGUUGAUGCUGGACUGCAGUUUAGAGUCUGGUAGUUUCAGCAAUCUGUUUGAGGCAGGAACCGCUGUGAACGCACCUGCAGAUGCCUUUGGUCAGUCUCCAGCUCACCUGGCUGCUUGUGGUGGUGAAGCUUUUUUCCUACUUUGGCAACUGCAGACAGGAGCGAAUUUGAACCAACAGGAUUGCCUUGGAGAAGCCCCAAUUCAUAAAGCAGCAAAAGCUGGAAGUUUGGAAUGUCUCGCUCUCCUUGUUGCUGGCGAUGCCAAAAUUGACUUGUGCAACAACAGUGGACAGACAGCAGCAGAUCUUGCACUUGCUUAUGGCUUUCUGGAAUGUGCCAAGUUCCUCAAGACAAUUCAGCACACUCAGACAAUGAAACUGAAAGGACGGUGCAGCUACUUGCUAAGUGACAAACAUGGCUUGCUGAGAGAGGAUCCAACUGCACAGAAACAAGAAAGUAAAACCAGCAGAUCCAUAAGCAGGAAGAGGAGAAGAUCAGAUGAUCUUGUUUCCUUGCUGCCAGAAGAAACAGCCUGUAAUCCCAACAUGAAAUAUGGGGAAUCUGAAGUCUGAAGAAACAUGACUGGAUGAUACAUUGAGCAGCCAGAUGUGUAUGCUGGGACAUUGUCUCCUUCUGAGAAGGAGGAAAGCUUGUUUAUUGUUACUUCUUACAGAAGAAUGUUGUGGUUCCCUCCCAAUAGUUGUAUUCAUACAGCUAUAAAUAAAUGAGCGUGUGACAAUUAA
Pipra filicauda (Wire-tailed manakin) is the source of this 861-nucleotide messenger RNA. RefSeq names its product ankyrin repeat domain 37 (gene ANKRD37). Lineage: Eukaryota; Metazoa; Chordata; Aves; Passeriformes; Pipridae. The coding region runs from base 118 to 690 and encodes 190 amino acids. The record is from RefSeq and is a predicted model, not a curated record. The transcript has 5 exons. Gene Ontology annotation, molecular function: protein binding.